AUGGUGUCUGUCAUGGGCAGUACGACCCCGCUCUAUGAGAAGUGGGCACGGCAAACAAAGUUGGAAGUGCUCUCGGAUGAGAUUAGUGAAGGAGCGAAGCUCCAUUGGGUCGGUUCCAGGAAAUAUGAGCGCGUUUUUCUGUAUUUCCAUGGGGGCGGAUUCAGUUUGCCCCUUAACCCGCAAGAACAAUUAAACUUCCUUCAUAAGGUCCAAAGGGACCUCCAGACAUCUGUAGGAGAUGUCGGCGUCAUUGCCUUUGAAUACUCUUUGACUCCCAGCUCUCCGUUCCCGACGCAGCUUCGCCAGGUCAAUGCUGCAAUCUCUUAUUUAAUUUCCAAGGGCACGGCACCUGCGAACAUCAUUCUUGGAGGCGAUUCUGCGGGUGGAAAUUUAGUCUUGCAAUUUGCAUCCCACAUUUUACAUCCUCUUCAGAACAUCCCUGCGCCUGCAACGUCCGGUCCUUUAGGCGGCGCGCUUCUUAUAUCGCCCUGGGUCACCUUCGAUGACUCAUCGCCGUCAUUCGCUGAAAAUGACAAACUUGAUACCACGAGCAGGGCAAUUCUCAAUUUUCUCGCAGAUCUUGUUCGUCCAGGAAUUACACCAGAGACCCGCGCAUACUUUGAACCUUUCGCAGCCGACGACUCUUGGUGGACGGGCUUGGACAAGGUCUUUCAUCGGAUUCUCAGCACCGCUGGAAGCGCUGAGUGCUUGCGCGACCCGAUCUUGGCGUUUGGCGAGACGCUGAAGAAGCACGUGGAGGACACGACAGUGGUGCUCGAGAAAAACGGUGUUCACGAAGAUGUUUUGAGAGAUUUUGGAGUAGGGCAGGGUGAGAAGAGCGAUGCUUACAAGUUGGAUAUUGAAUGGCUUUCUGAUACGUUCAAGGGCCGGCGCUAG
Heterobasidion irregulare TC 32-1 is the source of this 897-nucleotide messenger RNA. Its product is annotated as Esterase/lipase/thioesterase. NCBI's taxonomy places the organism in Eukaryota, Fungi, Basidiomycota, Agaricomycetes, Russulales, Bondarzewiaceae. The record is from RefSeq and is a predicted model, not a curated record. Gene Ontology annotation, molecular function: hydrolase activity. The transcript has 3 exons. Bases 1 to 897 code for a protein of 298 amino acids.